AUGUCCGCCUUCAUCGGUGCACUCGGUAGUAAACGUAAAUCCGACUUGAUCGAGAUUGCCGACUCUUUAGGUAUCUCCGCCGAUUCCAGAUCCACUGUAGCGGAUUACAUCAAGAUCAUCCAAUCUCACCUCGAUACCAAUGAAAAUACUCUCUCAAGAGAUGCAAGAUACAAAGGUCUGUACUAUAAGAAGCGAGCGUCCGGUACACAUCCACCUGAUUCUGAUUCAGAGUCACCGCCAAUCACAGCUGCAGAUGUCAAGGCUACCGUAGUAGCAACAGCCAAGUCAAGUCGAAAAUCAAUCAACAGAGCAAUUGAUAAAGUUCAAGGUGUCAUUGAUGCUGCUAAUAUCCCUUUACCGGAUAGUCCUAUUGCUCUUGCCAAGAUCCAAGAUAAGGCUACAGAAAUUUCACAAGCACUUGUGCCUUCGACCGAGACUCAGAAAGGCUUGACUGCCCAAUUUAAUACCGUUUCCCACCAUUUGGUCAGGUACACCAAGGAUGGUCAACUGAGAGUAGAUCAUGCCGUUCGUCACUUAAGAGAUCUUUUGUCCACUCCUCCAAACCUCGUUCUCACGUCUCUUUCUCUCGAACUGGUCGUCCUCCUCAUCCACCUUGUACAAUUCUACGACCAUACCUACUAUUUCCCCCCUGCUUCAGGGGACAAAGGCACUGUCGCUUCUUUACUGAACAUUGCAUUCUUCUGGCUUCCAAGUGCAACUCUCAAGUUUAGAUUACCUGAAUUCAGGUCAUUUGGAUUGGGAGAUGUCUGGUCUGCCGUUGCAUGGUGGUUUUUCUCUACCGUGCUACCCCCAUAUGCACUUUCUACUGUAGUCUCUUUUGUUCCCCAAAAAGGUACAGCUAGACAUUCCGGUGCUCACACAAGAUACCAAGCUACACAUCCACCUACACCCACCCCUGAUCCUCUCGCUUUCUCCCUUAUCAGAUUAGCGCUUCUCAUCCUUCCCCUUACAUCGGCAGCUCCCUCAGCAUUCGUGGACGCUCUGGAAAUAUCGGGUGAUUUACAAGGUAGAGCUUUAGCUGCUGCAUUGACAGCUGCUCUGGUCGUCGCAGAGAAACUAUACUAG
Molecule: messenger RNA, 1086 nt
Organism: Kwoniella shivajii
Lineage: Eukaryota; Fungi; Basidiomycota; Tremellomycetes; Tremellales; Cryptococcaceae
Exons: 7
Coding region: 1-1086 (361 amino acids)
Cellular component (GO): membrane
Source: RefSeq, a predicted model, not a curated record